AUGGGCGAGUGCGUGGCGCGGGAGAAGCUGAGCACUGAAAGGGGAAGCGGGAGGAUGGGGAGGCGGGGGGGUGGGGAGGCGUGGCGAUGGGGAGGCGUGGCGAUGGGUAGGCGGGGGAAGAUUGCGCGGGGCGAGUGCGCGAGGCGGGAGGAGCUGAGCAUUGAGAUUGACGGUAUGGGGGAAAUGCGGUGGAACGUGGAGGCAGGGGGGGCGUGUGACGAGGAGGAUGGGGAGGCGGGGGAGUGUAGGGGGAUGGGGAGGCGGGCGGAUGUAGGGGGAUGGGGAGGCGGGCGGAU
Molecule: messenger RNA, 296 nt
Organism: Closterium sp. Naga37s-1
Lineage: Eukaryota; Viridiplantae; Streptophyta; Zygnematophyceae; Desmidiales; Closteriaceae
Source: the annotation of a GenBank genome assembly